This is a messenger RNA of Epinephelus moara (kelp grouper), 1186 nucleotides long. RefSeq lists its product as uncharacterized. The annotation marks the transcript as partial. The record is from RefSeq and is a predicted model, not a curated record. Lineage: Eukaryota; Metazoa; Chordata; Actinopteri; Perciformes; Serranidae. The transcript has a single exon.
CAGAAGACAAACCAGUCUGUAGGUGUUUUGACAGGAGUAACAAGAUGAGAGCAGAGAUUGCGAAGUCCAUAUUGGAAUCCGUUAAGAAAGCAGUGGAAAGUGAGUCGUUUGGUAGUGUAGAGGAGUUAUUUAUGAGUGUGGGCAUUAAUCAGGAGAUUUUUGAAAUGGCAUAUAGGAAAAUGCAAAAGAAGACCAAGUUAGUUUGUAAGAGAGGAGUAAAUGAAGUUUGGGUCAAUCAGUAUAGCAAGCAGUUGUUGAAGUGUUGGAACGCUAAUAUUGAUGUGAGCUUUGUAACUGAUGCGUAUGCAGUUGUUGUGUAUAUAAUAUCGUAUAUUACAAAAACAGAGAGAGAAAUUGGCCUGUUAUUGAGUAAUGCCCAAAAAGAAGCCAAAAACCAAGCAAAUGUCUCAGCUAAAGACGCGUUGAAGAAGUUGGGUAGUGUGUAUUUGCAUAAUAGGGACGUUAGUGCUCAGGAGGCAGUGUAUAGGUUAACGAACUUGCAUUUGAAGGAGUGCUCUAGGAAGGUUGUGUUUGUGCCGACAGGGAAUAAUAUAGUGAAGACGAGUUUACCCCUCAGUGUUUUGAGGCAGAGAGCAUCUGCACACGAUCUUAGCACAGAAGAUAUGUGGAUGACGAGCUUCGUGGAUAGAUAUAGGAACAGGCCCGACGGUGAUGUGUUUGAAAAUAUGUGUAUGGCGACAUUUGCGUCGGAGUAUCGCGUUCUUUCCAAAAACGAAAAGUCUGCGGACAUGAUUGGAUUGAAAAAUGAUUUGGGCUUCAUUUUGAAGAGAACACGUACUCAGUUUGCGGUUGUUCGGUACAUGCGCGUUAGUUUGGAAAAACAUCCAGAGUUGCAUUUUCAGAGUUUGCUGCAGUUGUUCCUUCCAUAUAGAACUGACUCAGACCUCAAACCUGAAGGCUUUGAGCUGUUUGAACAGUUCCAUGAGGACGGAAGUGUGACAUUUAGUGACGGGUCAGUACAUGCGGUUAAGGACGUGGUGAAGGAUAAUAGAGCUGUGUUUGAUGUAGAUAAUCCAGAUUUAGAGCGUGCGCAGGAGAUUGCAGAGCAGCAUGGUGUAGAUGAGGAGGAUGCUUGGGGGGAGCUGUGUCCUGAACAGGAAGUUGAACGCCUUGAGUGUUUAGAGGAGAGAAGGCAGCUGCAGGGAUCUGAGACAGUAGAGGAGCA